This is a messenger RNA of Ascoidea rubescens DSM 1968, 774 nucleotides long. RefSeq lists its product as uncharacterized. The transcript has a single exon. The record is from RefSeq and is a predicted model, not a curated record. The coding region runs from base 1 to 774 and encodes 257 amino acids. NCBI's taxonomy places the organism in Eukaryota, Fungi, Ascomycota, Saccharomycetes, Ascoideales, Ascoideaceae.
AUGGGAAAGUCCUUCAGCAUCUACAAUCCCUCGGAACCCUUGAUCUAUGGCUUCAAGUUGGCGAUUGUGGUGGUGACAAACCUCCUCGCCUUUGUGCAGAUCAUUCUCUCGGUCAUUCUUUCGAUAGUCAUUCCCAGAGAGGUUUUUCCAGCAUCUGUGGUAGGCAUCUUCAAUUUCAUCUAUGUCAUCAUCUCCUACAACUUCGAGCUCAAUCUUGAGUUUGAAAUCGACGACUUCUACCCCUUGGUGCUCUUCCUUCCCAACCUUCUUUCGCUCGCCAUCAAUGGUCUGAACUUUAUCUUUGCUGUGAUCUACUUUGUUAGCAACAAAGAGGGCUUCUUGGACCCAGAGCAGUUGGCCUACUUCACCAUGUACGCCAUGACCACCGAGAACAUCCACUUUGCUGUCAUUGCCUCCUCCAGUCUCUCAGCGUCUAUUAUUAUGGGAAACUUCCUCCUCAUUGCGAUGGACUUGGUCAUCACGAAGCUGAUCUUCUCUACAGGGAAUCCCUCCAUCUUCUUCACUAAGUGCCUCGUCAAACGACGCAAAUGCCAUGUCAAGGUCAACAGCUGCUACACCUAUGGCUGCUACAAAAACAGUACCACUGAGCAGUCAGACAACCCCAAAAUCAUCAACCCAAGGAAGCUGGCACUCUCCAAGUGUGGUAAGUUCCAAAACAGCAUCGUCAUCAGCGAGUACGCCAGCGAGUACGCCAACUUCUUCACCUGCUCCAACAGCUUUCCUCCCAAGUACUCUCCCUUCAAGGGCGAGUAG